UUCUCCCUUUUCUCUUUCGCUCCUCUCUCUCCAGACGCCAGCAAGCAGCUGGCCUUUCGCUUUGGAGCCGUGCAUGGGACUGAUGCUCUACGGGCAAGUCGGGCUAGUGCAUUCGGUCACUCAAAACAACAUUAUUUUUCUUGCACCACCCUCUCCGAUAACCUGUGUUGCGUAAAGCACGUGCCGGCAAAACCGGACGGGCGAAGUCUAUUUUAGGAGAACUAUGGAGUUCGGCGAAGUUGUGGAACGCAAGAUCUUCGAAGCCGAGUCAUUGAUCAGGGAAAUACAAGGAUGCCGGAGAAGUCUAGAAGAGAAUGCUGCCACUGUGAAGAAGGAGAUAGAGACGUCGUUUGAGCAGCAGGCCGUGUACCUGCGCCAGCGCGGCGUGCAGCUGUGUCGUCAGGUGGAGGUGCUGGCGUCCCACCAGGAGAGCCGCUUCCAGCUGGACCUGGCCAAGCUCCACCAGUUCAUGGGCAGCAUGCGCUCCCUGCUGCAGCUGCAUGCAAGCGGAAGGCUCACGGACGCUGACCCCACAAAGCUGGCCUACCAGAUCAGCAUGCCGCAGGUGAGCCUGACGAUGCAGCGGGUGCAGUUUGCCAACAGCGGGGAGCUGCAGCUUGCGGAGGCCGUCAGGAACUUUGGGGGCGCGGAGCUGCAGUGCGGGCGGCUGCCCAGCCUGGACGUGGCGGAGGAAGAUUAUGGGGACAUCAGCCACCAUGUCCUGCACAAGGACCUCCACAACGUGCUCCAGAGGGACCUCAAGCACGCCGGCAGGCCGGGCUUUCUGCAGGGGCUUCACUCGGGAUCGACGCCUCUGCUACCCUCGUCCGAUCGGCGCUGGCUGCUUGGCUACGUGGACAGCGACAGUACCGAAGACGACUUUGAGCUGGUGUCAGCCCACAUUCCCAAAUCGUCAUCGGCGGCGUCAAGUUCCAUCGAGGCCGUGUCCAUUGACGAGGCUGUCGACGAUGUUGUUGUUAUGGGAUACGGGGAAAUACAAGGAGGAGUCGACAAACUGACCUUGGAAGACAACAAGGAAGACAUGUCAAAAUGGCUCUGUCCUACAGUUGCCAGGGGUCCAACUGUGGAAUCAAAGAAGGAAUCGGUAUCUGCACUGACUAGAGACUUUGAGGAACUGUGCACCGACCGCCCGGCGAGCAAUUUCGGGGACUCGUGCUGGCUGCUUGUACCAAAAGGCUCGGCGGCGUGGGUGGAACCUCGGCCGUCCAAGCCGGCUUCGAAGGACCAGUCUGCAUGGCUGCUCGACGGAAAGUGCAAGCCAGUGGCCGUCAGCAGCCUGCUUGCAAUGUCCAUCAAGGAAAUGUUCAGGCCCUACUUUGUUCACACAGACAAUAGUACAUGGAUUGCCAAGGGGAAGGACCUGGCUUGAUGUAGAAUUUUCUUUUUACAAUGUGCAACAUAUUUCAAAGUAUAAAAGAUUUGCUACGAUAGCAAUCGACGGAUGCUGGGUGGGUGGCCGAUAUUAAAUACGUGCUCUACUAAA
Ixodes scapularis (black-legged tick) is the source of this 1504-nucleotide messenger RNA. RefSeq lists its product as uncharacterized. The transcript is spliced from 6 exons. The coding region runs from base 224 to 1390 and encodes 388 amino acids. NCBI's taxonomy places the organism in Eukaryota, Metazoa, Arthropoda, Arachnida, Ixodida, Ixodidae. The record is from RefSeq and is a predicted model, not a curated record.